Molecule: messenger RNA, 2392 nt
Organism: Hylaeus volcanicus
Lineage: Eukaryota; Metazoa; Arthropoda; Insecta; Hymenoptera; Colletidae
Exons: 2
Coding region: 178-516 (112 amino acids)
Cellular component (GO): nucleus
Molecular function (GO): zinc ion binding
Source: RefSeq, a predicted model, not a curated record
CUAGUAGCGCCAGUUGUCCAGAACUAUGAUAAACAAACUUAAUCUUGAAGGAAGCACAACAUCUUGUGAGAUUUCAUAGAAGAGUAAGUUACGUGUGAAGUUAUUGACGCGUGUGACGGAUUAAAGAGUUUCGAUAAGUGCCAUAUCAAAAAGCGUAAAUAUAAGCAAACAAUCAAAAUGGGUAGCACGGAUAAAGCCGUGAUCACGGGAUUUAUAUGCAGACUUUGUAGUAAGAUGAACCGUUUCGUGAUCCAUAUAUACGGCGAAGAGGGUGAAAGAAUGAAACUCGCCGAAAAAAUAAACGCUUAUCUUCCAAUUACGGUAAACAUGAAUGAUCCAUUACCAAAAACAGCGUGUCUACAUUGUAUCGAACGGCUAGAAGCUCAUCAUGAAUUAAUGGAGCAAUUUAUGUUCGCUAAGAGAAGGUUAACUACUGAAAAUAAGUCGUCGACAGUAGCAUCAUCAUCUGCACAAACUCUUGAUACUGCCCCAGCAUCUAGCCCACCCCCGUGUUGACAUAUAGAAUUAAAAGCAGAAGAUAUUCUCGCUCGAUACUAUUAAACAUUUUCUGUAUCUUAUUUGUCGCGUUACUUUAGUAAUUUAUUACUAGAAGAACAUGAAACUGUUGAACAAAAAAGCAGGUAUAAAGUUAAUGAAUUUAUUUGGCAAUCUAUAAAACUAUCAGAGUGAUCUACUUGUUUUUAAUCUUAAAUUUUUUUUUGUUUUUGCAUCAGUUGUCACAAUCUUUUUUUAUACAACAUAAUGGACUAUUUGUAAAAAAUCACAAAAUGUCAUCUAUUUUUUUCUUGACUGAUAAUGAAAUGAAAUAUAUUUAUAUAAAUAAUGCUUCAGAUAUACAUACAUUUGGGCAUACGCAAUAAUGUUAACAUAAUUGAAUUUAUAUUUUAUUUUAUGUAUUCUGUAUUAUUUUUCAUUAGGAAAUACUUUCAGACAUUUUUUUAACGGUUCUUGAUACUAUUGUACCUUCAAUGCAUCCAUGUUACUGGUGUACAAAGAUAAAUAAAGUAGAUAGGUGUAUUCAAAUAAUUUCUUAGACUAUUAGGUAAUAUCACACGAAGUAAUCAAAUAUAGAAAAAAGAAAAAAAGGCUUUAGUUAACAAAAUUUGUACUAGCACUAUGUAUCAUAUACACGAGAUUGCCAAUAUUGUUGAACAUUAUAUUAUUCAUACUCUCUCCAUAAUUCAGUAUCAAUAGUUAAAAUGUCGUAACACUAUAUGUAUAUGGUACAAAGUAUGAUAACAUGAAUGUUUGCAUAACUGUAUUGUAUUAACAUACAUUAUUGUGCAGAGUUUAACAAAAUUUUAAUGUUCACCAUUUAAGUUGCAAUAUAAUAAAUGUAUACAAAUUUGUAAACAUAGAAUUUUAAUUGAAUGAGAUAUUUUAUUGUUAUAUUUAAGACUCUAGAAUCUUAAUCGUGACCCAAGGAUAAAUAACCACUAUAAUUUGUUAAGAUAAGAUUUAUUUCUUAACAAUACUCACUAACACAAUUAACUGUUAUGCGGAACAAUAUUACUGAUUGACGACACAAUCCGAAUUGUGCUCACUACAUGUAUUAUUUCGCAUGUAAUUCAUGAUUUACAACAGGGAGAAACAUUGUCUUUAGAAGUCAAGGAUGCGUUCGUCACUCAAACAUCGUUGUUGUACAUUUUUAGAGAUUUCAAUAUAAUCCGCGAAAUAUUAUUUCCUUUGUUUUGCUUUUUCAAAUAUGCUGUGAAUUAUCACUUAAGUAACAAUAAUAUAAAUUUGUUGUAUCUGUGACUAAAUGUAUAAAUAAUAAUGUCUUUCUACAUCAAACUGAUACUGUAAAGUUUAUUGUUAACACCGGUACCGUAAUGUUUUUUUCAUUAAUAUACUUCUUAAAUGUAGAUUGUAGACAGAAAUAAAACAAUGAUAAGUGACUAACACGUUAUUAACAUCGCAAUUCUGUUAUCUAUUAUUUCGCCCUUUAUCAUAGAAUUUCUAAGAUUCGCGGUGAGUGUCGAUACACAUCCUUCGAAUUUCUUAAGGCAAAUGUAUAAUAUGUGCUACUGAAAGAUUUCUGAAACCAUUAUACAAUAAUAUGCGCAGCUAUAUUCAUAUGUGGUAAACAACUACAGAAACCUGAUUUAUGAGUGGUUCAACACGCGCGCGCACAUACACAACACACACACACAGAGUGUAAAAUAUGUACAAAGAUUUGCGGCGCCCAAUUCCUAAUUCUUUCCUUUUGCCGCAAUCAGUGUGUGACCAUGUUGUUUGAUAUUAUAAAGCACGUCCACGACUGAUCUUUUAUAAAAAAUAUAUAAUAUAUAUAUCUAUAUAAAAUUUCAUUCUCUUUUCAGCCAACAUCUCUUCGUACAAAUUUAGUUGCAUUCAGUGUAUUUGAUUUCGU